This is a messenger RNA of Kwoniella mangroviensis CBS 8507, 1404 nucleotides long. RefSeq lists its product as uncharacterized. The transcript is spliced from 2 exons. The record is from RefSeq and is a predicted model, not a curated record. The coding region runs from base 1 to 1404 and encodes 467 amino acids. Lineage: Eukaryota; Fungi; Basidiomycota; Tremellomycetes; Tremellales; Cryptococcaceae.
AUGCCCAACCCCCUCGAUCUCAGUGAUAUUCCCAAUUUCAGUCCGAGUAGCAAUUCAAGUCCACCUCUCAAGCUACAUCCCACACUCACUCCGUCAUCUACCAUCUCUUCUCUGAGUUUCCCUUCUCCUCUUGAUAUGGAUAUCGACCAAGAUGUCAGCGAGUCUUCAACCAGUAUGGACCCCCUCGAAUCCUUGGUGGAGCUAAUGUCCUCUCUACCGCCCGAGAUUAUUCAACAAAUCUGGUCGAAUGUCAUCUCCCACCCUUCAGCCUCACAUAAAUUGUCGGUUCUGCAAACAUGCAAGAACAACUAUCGAAAGAUCGUUCCCCAACUGUAUAAACACGUCGUCCUCACCGCCCAUAAUUGUCGAUCAUAUUUUUACGGUCUGGGACCAACAUUUCAUGGUCCGACUGCUGAAGAGAGCUCAAGGGUCUGGCCAGUAAGUGGUCCAGGUAUAAUGCCUCUUCGAUCAAUCGGCCUUUCUUUCGAUCCAUCCACAUCCACUUCGCCAUUCAUACGUAAAUUCACUUUAUGCAACCUAGUCGAAUCAGUGGUGAUCUCCGAUAUAGAAAGCUUGAUGGUGUUGUUGGAAGCUGGAGGUGAGACUUGGAGAAAUGGAAUGGACACUUGGCGAUCACGUGUAUUGUUCGAUCAAAUCGAUUCGAUCACUUUCCUAUCUCCAAUCUUCCAAGCGUUGGAUCAACGGCCUUUGCUAUAUAGAGGUUUGUUAAGGGAAGUUUGGAAUUGUAUAAAGAGCGAUUCGGUGAUUAUACAUUUCCCAGAUCAUCCUUCGCCAAAUAUUGGGAAUUGCUACCAGCACGACAGAGAGGAUGUGAUUCUGAUGAAGGAAGAUACGUACAGGAUCGCCUUGGAUAUAUUAGGUUCGCCGAAAAGCUUAGGUCAAGAGAAUCGCCUAUUGGCGGAGUUGGUUAUAUAUACACCUCAAUUGGAUGGAAUCGAUUUGAGCAGAGUCGGUGCGAGUAGAGUCAAAGUGGUUUUGAUAGGUCGAAACAAUUGGAUAGCUUGUGGGAGUGGAGAUGAUACUGGUGAGAAAGGGGAUAUGAAUGGACAUAAGGAAUGUUUGUCACAGGAAGCUCAGUUGAGGAGAUUCGUGAGGAGACAUUGGUUAGUGGGGAUUGAUAAUGAUGAGUACAUUGGCAUACCCCAGGAAGUAGAGAACGUAUCGAUAUACAACGUAGCGAAUUACAAUAGACGACGAUGUGUCACUGGACGGAUAUCCAAUACGAACAGUAGCAACAACAACGACCAUACGCAGGAUAACGGAUUAGGGGGAGGGAGCUCAUGGUCCGGCUCGCUGCCUACGAUAUUGUAUAGUGCUUUGGAAGGGGAUGAACAGCUAGCGAGAGAAGUUGACGAAAGAGUGGAUUUCUUAGGUAUGGAAUAG